AUGCGUCUCUCACAGACAAUCUUCUCGUCCGCACUGGCGGUGCUCUCACUCUCGGGCGCAGCUUGUGCACAGAACGCGACCACAACAGCCGGAGGUUCGACGCCCACAGCUGGGACUCCCGAGCCCUACAAACUACAGACGCCGCCCUUAGACACGGACUGGACGAGCAAGGUCGGGACGAGCCCGUGGCCGCAACACCCGCGCCCGCAGCUGCGCCGAGACAAGUGGCUCAACUUGAACGGCCUGUGGACAUACCAAGCCGCGGGCGGGGCCGAUGAUGUCAACAGCCCACCGGCCGGCGGCUCGCUCGAACGGGAGGUCCUGAUCCCGUCCUGCAUCGAGAGCGGACUCUCGGGUAUCCAGGAGCUCGGCAUUACCCACAUGUGGUUUGCGACGACGUUCCAGGUGCCCAGUGACUGGGGAAACCAAUCCGUGCUGCUCAACUUCGAGGCCGUCGACUACGAAGCGACCGUGUUCAUCAACGGCCAGAACGCCGGAUUCCACCGCGGAGGGUACUUCCGCUUCACCGUCGAUGCCACGACGUACAUCAACCGCAGCGGUGACAACACGAUCUUGGUGUUUGUUCAUGACCCAACGGAUCUGGAUGGCUACGUCAUUCCCAUCGGCAAGCAGACCAGAACCCCUUCGCACAUUUUCUACCGAGCUUGCUCUGGCAUCUGGCAAACUGUCUGGCUGGAGAGUGCGCCCGCGAACCACGUCACGCAGUUGGAUGUCGCUGCCGACCACAACGGAAACGUGAACGUUCAUGUCCACACCUCUUCGAACUCUUCCUCCGAUGUCCAGAUUGCUGUUCUGGAUAAGGAGGGCAAGACUGUGGGAGAAGGAACGGGAAGCUCUGGCACUGGGUUCAACUUCACCGUGUCCUCGCCUGAUGUUUGGUCACCCACAACGCCGAACUUGUACAACAUCACGGUCAAGUUGGGAGAUGACACUGUCCACAGCUACACUGGAUUCCGAACCAUCUCGACUGGUAUCGUGGAGGGUGUCAAGCGCCCUCUUCUCAACGGAGAGUUCAUCUUCAUGUUCGGUACCCUUGACCAAGGUUACUGGCCUGAUGGACUCCACACACCACCAACCUACGAGGCGAUGGUGUACGACUUGCAAGUUCUCAAGAACCUUGGCAUGAACAUGGUCCGCAAGCACAUCAAGAUCGAGCCGGAUCUGUUCUACAGGGCUGCCGAUGAGAUCGGUCUCCUCGUCAUCCAGGAUAUGCCUAGCCUGACUGCCAACUCUGCGCGUCUCCCCAAUGCUGAACAACAGGCCGAGUUUGAACGCCAGCUGCAGCUCAUGAUCGAGGAGCACAAGAGCUACACCAGCAUCGUCACUUGGACCAUCUACAACGAGGGCUGGGGCCAGCUCCGAAACGCACCCCAUCCCGAAGAGAAGCUUGUUGGAGUUGUCCGUGGUAUUGACCCCACCAGACUCAUCAACGCCAACAGCGGUUGGUACGACCAUGGUUUCGGCGACUUCUCCGACAACCACCACUAUGCAAACCCCCAAUGUGGAACUCCAUUCUACUCUCUUGCUUCUUCUCCUUAUGACGAGGCUCGCAUUGGUUUCCAGGGCGAGUUUGGCGGUAUUGGUCACAAUGUCUCCAUUGAGCACCUCUGGAACGUCCAGCAAGCGAUCGACACCAUCAACGGCACGUACGAGAUCGACGAGACGCUCGAGGCCUACAACUACCGCGCUCGGGUUCUGUUCAGGGAGUUCCGUGAGCAAGUUGAGAUGUUCGCCUGCAGCGGCGGUGUCUGGACCCAGACCAGUGAUGUGGAGGGCGAAGUCAACGGCCUGGUCACUUACGACCGCCGCAUCCUCCGUCCCGACCUUGCGCAGUGGCAGGUCGACAUCCAGGGUCUGUUCGACGCCGCGAAGGCUAGAAGCGGCCCCGUUAAUGGCACCAUGUAA
Messenger RNA from Colletotrichum karsti, 1926 nucleotides. Its product is annotated as glycosyl hydrolase family. NCBI's taxonomy places the organism in Eukaryota, Fungi, Ascomycota, Sordariomycetes, Glomerellales, Glomerellaceae. The record is from RefSeq and is a predicted model, not a curated record. The transcript is spliced from 6 exons. Gene Ontology annotation, biological process: carbohydrate metabolic process. Gene Ontology annotation, molecular function: hydrolase activity, hydrolyzing O-glycosyl compounds. The coding region runs from base 1 to 1926 and encodes 641 amino acids.